This is a messenger RNA of Adineta steineri, 3543 nucleotides long. Lineage: Eukaryota; Metazoa; Rotifera; Eurotatoria; Adinetida; Adinetidae. The record is from the annotation of a GenBank genome assembly.
AUGAGUGAUAAGGAGCCAUUAUUAAAGAAACAUAACAAACUACUUGAUGACAAUGAUAGCGACAAUGAAAACAAAAGUUUUUCUGAGUGGCGUCAAUAUUUCAAACAGCAAAAGACUGAUGCUAAGAAUAAAAAGUUAGAUGAUGAGAUCAACCAAACUACUAAAGAUAUUCCGGUCGGUGUUUUACAAUUGUUUCGAUUUGCUGAUCGUAUUGAUAUUUUUCUUAUGAUUGUUGCUGUGUUUUGCGCAUUAAUGCAUGGAGUUUGUGCUCUCGCGAAUAUAAUUCUUUUUGGUCGAAUCACGGGAUUAUUUGCCACUACAUCAUUUGCUGUUGAUUGUGAUAAUCAAUAUCAAAAUUUAGCAUCUACAAUUAUCAAUAAUACAGUAUGUCCUCUUGGUAUUGAUCUUAAUCCAUUAAAUUAUGAUCGACUACAUAAACUAUGCCAUUAUGAUAAUAAAACUAUUUCAUCCACACUAGCUCCAUUGACACCUUUAUUUCAUGACAAUGUUAUGCAUCUAAUUUACUGGUUCUUUGGUCUCAGUAUUUUCGCAUUUCUAAUUUGUUCUCUUGAAUAUUUCUGUUGGAUGGUUGCUACGAAACGACAAACAUCUCGUAUGAGUGUUUUACUCUUUCAAUCACUUAUUCAACGUAACAUGACUUACUUGGAUACAAAUCAAACUACUCAAUACAAUACGAAGCUUUUUACUAAUAUUGAAAAAAUCAAAAACGGGAUGGGUUUUGAAUUUUUAAUAGUAAUUGGACUUAUUUCACUCAUGAUUCUCAGUAUAAUCAUGUCUUUUGUUCUCAAUUGGCAAUUGUCUUUAAUUAUGUCUUGUCUGAUUCCACUUCUCGUUGGUAGUUCAUUGAUAUUUGGAAAGGUUAUCACUAAAGAAACAGAAGCGCAAUUAAGUACAUACUCAAAAGCUGGACAAAUCGCUCAAGAAGUAUUUAGUUCAUUAAGAACUGUUCUUUCAUUCAAUGGAAGCAAAUCCCAACAAAAACAAUAUGAAAAAGAACUAAAAUUAAAUGAAUGGUAUACUGUUCGCAAAGAUGCUGCAUUUGGUGCUUUUUUUGGUUGGUUACUUUUUAUAAACUUUGCAGUUUAUUCAAUUGGUUUCACUUUUGGUUCUAUUCUUAUGGCUUAUGGAAAUCAUCGUACACUGACCAUUAGUGAGAUUCUUGUUGUUGUGAAUAUGUUUGCACAAGCUUUAGGUUAUCUUACUGGAAUUGGACCUUUUUUUCAAUCAAUUUCGGAAGCUCAAGGCGCAGCAGUAACCGUAUUUCGACUUAUUGAUGAGGCACAUGAUGCAAAUAUCAACGAAAGAGAAAUAUUGGAAGAGAACAUAUCUGAUGAAAGAUCUAUUUCUAAUAUCAAUGGUGAUAUUGAAUUUGACAAUGUUAGUUUUAGUUAUCCAUCAAGAGAAAAUGCAACAGCUUUGAAUAAUCUUAAAUUGAUUGCUCGUGCUAAUCAAACAACUGCUCUUGUAGGUUCAAGUGGUUGUGGAAAAAGUACAUGUGUAUCACUUCUUCUUCGCUAUUAUGAACCUUCCUCAGGUAGAAUCAUGAUUGAUGGUCAAUCAAUUACAAAUUAUAAAAUCAAACAACUUCGUCAGAAUAUUGGAGUUGUUAGUCAAGAACCUAUUUUAUUUGGAAUAAGUAUUUAUGAAAAUAUUCGUUUUGGUAAAAUGAAUGCAACACGUGCAGAGAUUGAACAUGCAGCAGAACAAGCUAAUGCACAUAAUUUCAUUAUGAAACUACCAAAUAAAUAUGAAACACUUGUUGGUGAACGUGGUAUACAAUUGAGUGGUGGUGAAAAACAACGUAUUGCAUUAGCUCGUGCACUUGUCAAACAACCCAACAUUCUUUUAUUAGAUGAAGCAACAAGUGCACUUGAUAAUGUUAGUGAAAAAAUUGUUCAAGAAGCACUUGAUCGAGCAUGCAAAAAUCGUACAACUAUUGUUAUUGCUCAUCGUUUAACUACAAUUCAAAAUGCUGAUUAUAUCUAUGUAUUAGAUAAAGGAAGUGUGAUUGAAGAAGGUACACAUGAAACAUUAUUGGCAAAAGAAGGAGGUAAAUAUCAAACAAUGAUCAAAAUGCAACAAUCUGAAAAAACGAUUGGUACACAAGAUGGCUUAAUGAAUAUGGCAAAAGCAAUAGCUGAAGAUGAAGAACAACUAUUGGAACGUGUUCGUCAAUUGAGUGAGAGCGAAACAAUUGAUACAAAUCGGAGAGCUUCGACAGCAGCAAGAGAAAAAUCUGUCCUUCUAAGACUUAUGAAGAUGAAUAGUCCUGAAUGGAUGUUUAUCUUGAUUGGUUGUUUAGCAUGCUUACUUGGUGGAUUACGUGGACCAGUGUUCUCGAUUCUAUUUGCAACAAUAAUCAAUGAAUUUAAUGAUUGUAAAUACGAUGAUGUACGUCGUCGAGUGAUGAUUACAAGUGGUUUAUUUCUUAUUACUGGCGCUGUUUUUCUGGUUCUUCAUUUUUUUCAAUUUGUGGCUUUUGGAGUCGCAGGAGCGAAAUUAGUUAGUCGCAUUCGUUCAAAAGCUUUUGCAUGUUUUCUUCGUCAAGAAGUCGCUUAUUUCGAUCGACCUGAAAACGGUUCUGGUGCUAUAUGUACUCACCUCUCCUCUAAUGCAGCUGCUAUUGAAGACAUGGUUGGUACAAGAUUAGGUGUUAUUUGUGAAACUUUAUCCCUGUCUAUUUUUGGCUUCGUACUUGGCCUUUUUUUCAACUGGCAAUUAACAAUAAUCAUAGCUAUUCCUUUCGUUCUCCUGUUGAUCAUCAGUAUUAUCCAAAUACGGUUGAGUUCAUGGUUAAAAACACAAUCGGAUCUCAUUUACUCUCAAGCUAGCACGCUUGCUGUUGAAGUUAUAACUAAUAUGCGUACAGUAAAACAGUUAUCAAUGGAACAUGAAGUUUCACGACAAUAUACGAAUAUGGUUGAUCAAGUAUUAAUAAUGUUUUGGAAACCUGAGGCAAUGUUCUCAAUAGUACUUGGAUUGUACUGGGCGAUGGACUCAGUAACUUUGGGACUUUUGUAUUGGCGUGCUUUGGUUCUUGUUGAAAAAAAUGAAAUGGAUAUGAGCGAUGUUGUUAUGAUAUCUGCUUUUGGAAUGUUCGCAUUAGAAGCACUAAAAAUGGUUGGAAUGUUAGCCGAACGUAUUGGUAAAUCAUUCGCUGCUGCUCACGCAUUUUUUGAUUUAUUUGAUCGAACACCAACUAUUGAUAAUGGAUCUAAUAAAGGACAAGAAUUGACUAAUUUUAGUGGAGAAACAGACUUUAAUCAAGUUAAAUUUGUUUAUCCAAGUCGUCCAGCAGUUCUUGUUCUUAAUAAACUUCAAUUAUCUAUUAAAUCAGGUCAACGUAUAGCUCUAGUUGGUGCAUCCGGAUGUGGAAAAUCAACAAUCGUUCAGUUAUUAGAACGAUUUUAUGAUGUUUCACAUGGAGAAUUGCUUCUUGAUGGUGUUAAUAUUCGAAAAUUAAAUCUUCAAUGGUUUCGUUCUCGUUUGGGUGUUGUUAGUCAAGAACCAGUUUUAUUUGAU